Pongo pygmaeus (Bornean orangutan) is the source of this 4038-nucleotide messenger RNA. It is a transcript of the gene TMUB2, whose product is annotated as transmembrane and ubiquitin like domain containing 2. The coding region runs from base 2281 to 3186 and encodes 301 amino acids. The transcript has 3 exons. Gene Ontology annotation, molecular function: protein binding. The record is from RefSeq and is a predicted model, not a curated record. Gene Ontology annotation, biological process: ERAD pathway. Lineage: Eukaryota; Metazoa; Chordata; Mammalia; Primates; Hominidae.
UUUUUGUAUUUUUAGUAGAGACGGGAUUUCACCGUGUUACCCAGGCUGGUCUUGAACUCCUGACCUUGUGAUCCACCUGCCUUGGCCUCCUAAAGUGCUGGGAUUACAGGCGUGAGCCACCGCGCCAGGCCUAAUUAUCUAUUUCUUGAUCUAAGUGCUACUUCUGCCAGUGUUCAGUUGGUGCAAGCCACCGAGCUUUUUGCCUAUGUUUGCCCCUGUCUGCAUUAUUUAUCCUUUAAUCAGUAGUUCUCCAAAACCCCAAACUCCAGCGCUUUUUUUUUUUUUUUUGGAGACAAGGCCUCGCUGUCGGGUGGAAUGCAGUGGCUCAGAUCAUAGCUCACUGCAGCCUAGAACUCCUGGGCUCAAGCGAUCCUCCCACCUCUGUCUCCCAAAGCGGUGGGAUUACAAGAGUAAGCCACCCCGCCCGGCCACAGUAAGUUUUUAGAAAAAAUUUUAAUUGCGGCCGAGCGCGGUGGCUCACGCCUGUAAUGCCAGCACUUUGGGAGGCCGAGACGGGGGCGGAUCACCUGAGGUCGGGAGUUCGAGACCAGCCUGACCAACAUGGAGAAACCCUGUCUCUACUAAAAUACAAAAUUAGCGGGGUGUGGUGGCGCAUGCCUGUAAUCCCAGCUACUUGGAAGGCUGAGGAAGGAGAAUCGCUUGAACCCGGGGGACGGAGGUUGCAGUGAACGGAGAUCGCGCCAUUGCACUCCAGCCUGGGCAACAAGAGCGGAACUCCAUCUCAAAAAAAAAAAAAAGAAAAAAUUUUAAUUGCAAAAAUCUUGAUAAGUUCUUAAAGCUGGACUUUUCCCCUUUUUUGUGUCCUAAGCCUGUGCUGAAUCUGUGCCUUCUUUGAAAUGCUUUCCCGCCUUCUUUCUCCGGGUCCCACCCUACCUGGGACCGCACUCUUCAAGCACUGGAUGCUGACUAACUCGUCUCCUUAUCUGUCUUCCCGAUUGGCAGAGCUGAGUUCUUACUAAUCCCCGCUAACCUGGAGUUAGGUGCGCGUUGCAAAGCAGUAACGAAUCCAAUCAGCCCAGGAGGCAGACAGCAAGGCCGGAAGAACAAGGUUGGAAAGGGAAACGUCGCACCGGCUCUGCCCAGCGGCGCCAGCCCGGGUAUCCUUACACAGUCGCGAAGCCACGCCCCUUUCCCAAGUACCUCCCCGCUAACUCCUCCCCCCGGCCCCGCCUCUCAUCCUGGAUUGCCUAAGGCCCCGCCCACCAGGCGUGGCCCCGCUCUGGGAGGGCCGCAGUCCCGCCAACGAUGACUCCGCCCCUCCUUCCGCUGAGAAACCUGUCCCUUUUAUUUAAAGAAUACCUUUUACGUCAGCCCGUCUACGUAGCUUUGCGUCAUCGGUGCUCGGCGCGGAGGCGGGACUUCCUGUCCCUGGUAUAACAGCUUCCGGGAGAAUCCGGAAGAGACCGGACCCUGAACAGUAUCGCAGAUUGCCAGCCCUUUUCCCGACCCCUACGGAAAGACGAGUCCAGGGGCCGUCCUGGCGAGGUCAAAACAUUUACUCUGGCCUUUUCAGGUGAGGACUUCCCCAUCCAGGCACAGUGCCGGUCCAAUCCCCCUUUAAUUUCCCAGGACUCCCCGCGUCCUCAAGCCCCGCCCCCAGUUCCCCAGCCCCGCCCCGAAGUUUGAGGGGUGUGGACGGUUUGUGACCCCCUUAGCCGACCCUACUCCUCACUGGCCGGGACAGCUGGGCUUAUCACGGAGGCUGGGGCCAGGCAGCCCUUCGGUUCGGGUGGGCCCAUGGACCCCAGUCCAACGCCGCGGGAAUAGGACCAUCCAAACGCGGAACCUUCGCCUCAGAAAAAGGGUGCGGGACCCCUCCUCACCGUGCGGUCACGGUACGGACAGGGUAGAUCACAGGCUGAGGGACAGAGCAAAGACCUCUGAGGCCGGACACCUGGGGUCCUCCCGGGCCCCUCCCCACGAGAGUUCCCUGUGUCUGUGCCAAUCGUUUUCGUCUUUCUUCGCCGCAGUUUCUUUUUCUGUAAAUCAUGGUUAAUGACAUUAACCUUCUUACCAUCAGGGGUUAGUUGUGGGUGUGAUAAAUAAUUGCUAUCAUUAUUAAGCAAUUGCAAUUUGCAGUGUGCCAGGCACUGUGCCAGGUAUUUUGCUUCGAUGAUUUCACGUCAUCUUCAAAACAACCUCAUGAGGGCUGGGUCAGUUAGAACCUAAACAAACUAGAGACCUGGUUGCAACCCCUCAGGCUCUGCUGAUGCUGUCCCCCUUUGUUCCUGCAGCGUGGACCCUGCCAGCAGCCAGGCCAUGGAGUUCUCGGAUGUCACCCUCAUUGAGGGUGUGGGUAAUGAGGUGAUGGUGGUGGCAGGUGUGGUGGUGCUGAUUCUAGCCUUGGUCCUAGCUUGGCUCUCUACCUACGUAGCAGACAGCGGUAGCAACCAGCUCCUGGGCGCUAUUGUGUCAGCAGGCGACACAUCCGUCCUCCACCUGGGGCAUGUGGACCACGUGGUGGCAGGUCAAGGCAACCCUGAGCCAACUGAACUCCCCCAUCCAUCAGAGGGUAAUGAUGAGAAGGCUGAAGAGGCUGGUGAAGGUGGGGGAGACUCCACAGGGGAAGCUGGAGCUGGGGGUGGUAUUGAGCCCAGCCUUGAGCAUCUCCUUGACAUCCAAGGCCUGCCCAAAAGACAAGCAGGUGCAGGCAGCAGCAGUCCAGAGGCCCCCCUGAGAUCUGAGGAUAGCACCUGCCUCCCUCCCAGCCCUGGCCUCAUCACUGUGCGGCUCAAAUUCCUCAAUGAUACCGAGGAGCUGGUUGUGGCUAGGCCAGAGGAUACCGUGGGUGCCCUGAAGAGCAAAUACUUCCCUGGACAAGAAAGCCAGAUGAAACUGAUCUACCAGGGCCGCCUGCUACAGGACCCAGCCCGCACACUGCGUUCUCUGAACAUUACCGACAACUGUGUGAUUCACUGCCACCGCUCACCCCCAGGGUCAGCUGUUCCAGGCUCCUCAGCCUCCUUGGCCCCCUCGGCCACUGAGCCACCCAGCCUUGGUGUCAAUGUGGGCAGCCUCAUGGUGCCUGUCUUUGUGGUGCUGUUGGGUGUGGUCUGGUACUUCCGAAUCAAUUACCGCCAAUUCUUCACAGCACCUGCCACUGUCUCCCUGGUGGGAGUCACUGUCUUCUUCAGCUUCCUAGUAUUUGGGAUGUAUGGACGAUAAGGACAUAGGAAGAAAAUGAAAGGCAUGGUCUUCCUCCUUUAUGGCCUCCCCCCUUUUCCUGGCCAGAGCUGGGCCCAAGGGCCUGGGAGGGAGGGGUGGAAAGGAUGUGAUGGAAAUCUCCAUAGGACACAGGAGGCAGGUACGAGGCCUCCCCUUCUCAUCCACAGGAGUACAGAUGUCCCUCCCGUGCAAGCACAACUCAGGUAGAAAUGAGGAUGUCAUCUUCCUUCACUUUUAGGGUUCUCUGAAGGAGUUCAAAGCUGCUGGCCAAGCUCAGUGGGGAGCCUGGGCUCUGAGAUUCCCUCCCACCUGUGGUUCUGGCUCUUCCCAGUGUCCUGCAUGUCUGCCCCCAGCACCCAAGGCUGCCUGCCAGGGCAGCUCAGCAUGGCCCCAGCACAACUCUGUAGGGAGCCUGGAGUAUCCUUCCAUUUCUCAGCCAAAUACUCAUCUUCUGAGACUGUAAUCACACCAGCGGGAAUGAAGAUUGUGCCAGCCUUCUCUUACGGGCACCUAGCCGCCUUCACCUUCUCCCACUACCCCUUAGCAGGAAUAGGGUGUCCUCCCUUCUUUCAAAGCACUUUGCUUGCAUUUUAUUUUAUUUUUUUAAAAGUCCUUCAUAGAGCGCAGUCAGGAAGGGGAUGGGGCACCAAGCCAAGCCCCCAGCAUUGGGAGCGGCCAGGCCACAGCUGCUGCUCCCGUAGGCCUCAGGCUGUAAGCAAGAGACAGCACUGGCCCUUGGCCAGCGUCCUCCAAGGACUGGGUAUGGAUCUCUGGGCCCUAGGUUCUUGCUUCUGGGGCUAUUGGAGGGUCAGUGUCUGUGACUGAAUAAAGUUCCAUUUUGUGGUCCCGGAA